AUGGAGUUGAAACGCCUUUGCAAGCUUCUGAUAACCGUCUGUUUAACGGCCUCGGUGACGAUGGUCAGAGUUGCGGAAGGAGGUGUUUUCUCAUACUUCCAAGGGGCCUGCGACAAUGUAUGCCAGAGCUGCAAGUUCGAUUGCGAGAAGCAAUACAGGGCAGGGACGUUCAAUCGGUGGUUUUGCAAGGGUAAAUGUAACGCUAUGAUGAAGAAGUAG
This is a messenger RNA of Babesia bigemina, 219 nucleotides long. RefSeq lists its product as hypothetical. The coding region runs from base 1 to 219 and encodes 72 amino acids. NCBI's taxonomy places the organism in Eukaryota, Apicomplexa, Aconoidasida, Piroplasmida, Babesiidae. The transcript is spliced from 2 exons. The record is from RefSeq and is a predicted model, not a curated record.